AUGAUGAAGAGAUUGGAGCAUUAUAAAAAGUACAGAAAACAGACCUCUGGAUCGGAUUCCUAUGAUACAACAACAUCUGCUGACGACCUUGAAGGCUUUGAAGAGGAGUUGGCGAAGGCUCUUUCGCCGGUGAACAGUACCCCAAAUACACUGAAAAAGAGAGGAAUGACAAGACGAGAUUCAUCACCUUCAUCUCAAAAUCAACCUGUGGAUAUGACACGCCGAUCAUCAUCACCAACAGUAGUUGCGUCCAUAGCAUCUCCAAACAUUACAACACCUUCAAGCCCAUCCCAGAAGAGAGUAAUGAGAUCUAACAAGAGCAGUAGAGACUCCUCUCCUUCUCUAAAAUCACUCAAGCAAACCUAUGACAACAACAAACAAAAACAAGACGAGGAAAUGCAAGGUAUUUUAGAAAAAUUAAAGCAAGAGGCAGAGGAGAGGCAUUUACAGCUCAUAAACCAGAAGGAGAUGGAAAAAGCUGAGAUUGAACAACGUAUCAUGAAAAAAGCUGAAGAAAUCAUAUCUAAACAUAAAGAACAGUCUCAAAGAGCUCAAGAAGAAGUGUACAAAAAAGCUGAAGAGCUUAUGAACAAGUACCGAGACAUGGCAGCCACAGCAGGAAAAGAGGUUGAAAAGUUGAAAGACGAGCUGGUUGCAGUAAAACUUGAGAAGGAUAGAGAAUGCAAUGAGAAAAUUGAUGCUCUAAGAAAGCAACUUGCAGAUGACUAUCAAUCAAAAACUCUAAUGUAUCAGGCCCAAUUAGACGAAUUACAAAAGAAGUUGUAUCAACAAAGGCUUGAGAUGAGCAAGACAACUGAUGAACGAGUUGAAAUGUAUAGAAAAAAAGCUGAGGAGUCUGAAUCCAAGCUUGUUCAGGAACUAUCUCGAUUCCAUGCCACUGAGAUGCAGUUGAGAAGUGAACUUGACUCUCUAAAUAAGGCACUACCUCUGAUGGCUCAACAAAAGGCUGAUGAGCUAAUUCGAGAAUAUAAUCUCAACAUCAAGAAAAAAGAUUUUGUUUUACGUCAAGAGCAGGAGAAUCUUCUUAAUGAAAAAGAAAAAGAAUUGCGACAUGAGUACGAGCAGUUGAAAAAAGACCUUGAGCAGAGUAAACUUGAGUUUGAGGAGAGAAAUACUCUUGAGACAAAACGAAUUCGAGAAAAAUUAGAAAAUGACAAAAGAGUUUUUGAAGAAACGCUCAUGGCUAGGUAUGAAAAGAUGAGAAGUCAGCUCGAGACAGACUUUGAGGUUAAGAAAGAAGAACUUAGACAUAAAGAGCGAAUGUUACGUGAUGAAUUAGAUCGAACAAGACUUGAUUUAGCUCAAAAAGUUAUAGAAGAAAAGAAAGAAUUUGAGAAGGAUAUCUUCAUGAAAACUAAGUUGAUGAUAGGUGAGUUCGAAAAACAACUCGAGAGGAAAGGAGAAGAGCUUGCUGAUGAUCAAAAGAAGCAAAUUUCAAACCUUUCCAGAGAUGCAUUAGACAAGUUGAGACUUGAAAAGGAAGAAAGAUCCAAGUUUGAGCGAGAAGCGGUGGAAAAAGCAAUGGUCAUCAUCAAAGAAUUCGAAGAGAAGAUGAAACUGGAGGCAGAGAGAACAAGUCUUGAGAAAAUUAAAGACUUGGAAGAGCAAACUCGAAGAGAGCGAGACCGUAAUGAAGAAGAGGCAAGAAAACGAAGAGAGUUUGAGCAAGAAGUAAAGAACAAAUUUGAAAAGUACAAGGAGGAUUACAAGAGAGCUCUCGAUAAAGAAUAUGAAGACAAGAAAAGAGAAAUGAUUUUAGAAUAUAAGAGAAGAGAGGACGAUCUCGAAAAGUUGAAACUAGAGCAGAAAGAGAAACUUCAUAACGAAGAAAGAGAAUUACUAAAAAAAGUGGAUACCAUCAAACAUGAAAAGAUACAGGAAUCUAUUAAUCACAUUGAGCAAUUACGAGCAGAACUCUAUGCACAAUGGGAAAAAAUUGCAAAAGAAGAAGGAAAAAGAGUUUUAGAGGAGAAAGACAAGCAUCAACGUGAAAUUGAGGAUAUGAGAUUGAGAUGUGAAGAAAAUAUAAACCAAGCCAAAUUGACAGCUAAAAGAGAGGUUGCUGAAAUGAAGAAAGCUCACCAAGAACUGGAGUCUAAGCUUAAAAGUGACUACGAAGAAAGAGUACAAAAGCUGAAUGACGAAAAGAGAUCUCUCGAAAAAGAGCUUCAAAACAAGCUGAUAGAUAAAAAGAAUGAACUUGAACAACAAUAUAACAAAAAGCUUGAGGAGAUUAAGAAAGGUAUUGAAAGUAGUCUGGAAAAGAAAGAAAGUGACAUUAAGCAAAUGAAGGAAGAGAUUGAAUUUGAUAAGCUAAGCUUUGAACGUAAAAUAAGGGAGGAUUACGAGAAUAGAAUUCGAGAUAUUACUCUUCAAUUUGAAAAGAGGCAGAAAGAGUAUCAAGAUGCCGAAAUUGAGUUGAGAAGAAAGCAUGAACAAGAAAAACACGAACUUCAAAAAUUGCUUGAAGAAGACAAAAUGAAGUACCAAGAUAGAGUGAGACAAGAAACAGACAAGAUCAUCAAAGAAAAGGAAAAACAAAUCAGAGAAGAGAAAGAAAAAAUUCUCAAUCAAGCAGAAGAUAGAGUUCAACAAAUUAGAAAAGAAACCCAACAUGACUUGCUAUCUCAAGAUUCAAAGAUUGGUGAAUUUGAAACCUCAAUUAGAGAAAAUUAUCAAAAGAUAUUUAAAGAGAAAGAACAAUAUUACCUUCAACAGUUGGAUUCCCUUAAACAGACCCUUAAAAAUCAAAGAGAAGAGUACGAAAACAAACUUCACGAAUCGGAGCUACUUCUUAGAAAAGAGAAAGAUGACCUAGAAAAGAUGAUGGCAGACAAAUAUAACAGACUCAUCGAGAAGGUCAAUGAAGACUUUAAACGUGAGUCCCAAAAGAGAAUGCAACAAGAGGUUGAUUUUGAAAGCGACAAGCUCCAACAUGAAAUCAAAUUGAAAAAGCAAUUAGAAGAAGAACGGUCUAAAUUGGAGCAGCGCAUUCAAGAGAAAUUCCUUUUAGCUGCUGAAGAAACAGAAAAACAUUACAACGAUAUCAUUCGAAGCCUCAAGGAGAGAAUUGAAGAAGAGAAAAGGGUAGUUGAAUCAAUGGGAAAACGAGAAAAGGAAUUACAGAAAGCGCACGAAGAAAAAUGUUUAGAGCUGCAAAGGCAGGGAGAGCUCGCCAAAAUGCAAUUUGAAGAGGAGUCAAAACAACGAUAUAAUCAAUUAUUGCAUGAAUACACGAUCAAAGUAAGACAAGAUUUACUCGAAAAAGAAAAGAAAGAAAGAGAAUCUAGACAGAAAGAAGUUCAAGAAUUAAAUGAAAAGGUUGUAAGAAUGGAAGAAGAGAAGAGAAAGUUCGAAAACGAAGCAAGAGAUAGAGCCAUGGAAAUGGUGAAAAAAGUUGAAGGUGAUUCCAAGAAAGAGAAACAAAAGCUUGAAACAUAUUACAAUGAUCUAAUCAAAAAGUUGCAAGAGGAAAAAGUGGCAUACAAGCAAGAACUUGACGAACAGCUAAGACAAAGGGAAAAUGAAAUCAGGAACAACUUCGACACUCUACGUAUUAAAUUAGAAAAAGCCACUGAUAUUCGAGUGCAAGAAGCGCAAGAGACUCUAGAAAAAGAACGAAACCGCUUAUUAAAAGAGGCGAAUGAAAGGCUUGUAAAGGAAAAAGAGGAAAGAAUGCUAUUUGAAAGACGUUUAAGGGAAGAAAUGGAGAAGGAGUUGCAACAGCGAGUGCAACUAGCUAAUAAUUCUCUAAAAUCUCAAUCUGACGAUCUUGACAAGCGAAUGAUGGAACUAGAGACUAAUGAGAGAAACAGAAUCAAGUUUUACGAGGAAAAGCAAAAAGCCUUUGAAGAAGAAAUUCGCGCAAAGUAUAACCUCAUAAUCAGUAAUUACGAGCAAGAUCAUUUAAGGACUGUUGAGAUUUUGAAGAAGGAGAUUGAGGAAGAGCGUGAGUCUUUGGCAAAGAAAAAUAUGGAGAUUCAAAAGCAAUUUGAACUCAACUCUGUUGCAUAUGAAAAAUCAAUUCGAGAAAAUUAUGAUAAGCUCAAACAAGAGCAAGAGCAACGCUAUAAAGAGUUACUGAAAAAUAAGGACACACAAUAUCAAACAGAAAUUGAAGAUUUACGAAGGAUAAAAUCAAAAGAAUUGGAUGUGUUAGAAAGAGAAAAGGUUGAGUACGAAGCAAGGUUGAGAGAAAAGUUUGCAUUACUCGAGAGAGAACUUGAAGGAAAAUAUAUGAGCAUCAUUGAAGAGCUUGAAUCCAGAAAUGCGAAGGAAAAGCAAAAGCUAGAAUUGCAAGUUGAUCAAUUACGCAGUGAUAUAAAGAUGAUGGAUGCACAACGGCUUGAAUAUGAGCAACAAACGAGAAGGAAGUAUGAAGAGAUGUUAGAAAAGGAGAGAAACGAAAUAUUAAAGGACAAAGCAGCAAUGGAAAAGCAGUUCAAGAAGGAAAUUGAUACUCAUACUGAAACUUUUAAUGAAAAGCUGCGAUUACUCGAAAAAUCAAAGUUGGAACAUGAAGAAUCUAUUCGUACUAAAUACAUGAGAAUGGCUGAUGAAAAAGAAAAUCAACUACGUGCAGAUCAUGAGAACCAAAGAUUGUUAGAUCAAAAGAAAUGGUCUGAGAAGCAAGAAGAAUGGAUUCAAAAAGAAAGAGAACUCGAAACUAAGAUGAUGCAGUACGAAGAUCAAAUAAGAAACAAAUAUGAAUUAUUGGUGGCAGAUCAUGUUAAUAAGACUCAAUCCGAAAUGAGAAAGCUCAAGAAUCAGUUGGACGAAGAGAAAGCUCUUAUGUUGCAACAAACAGCAGAAAAGGAGAGAGACCUUAAUGCCAGAUACCAAAAAUAUGAGAGAGAAUGCAAAUCCAACUUUGAAAAAGAAAAGAGAGAGCUUUGGUUGCAUUAUGACAACAUUAUUAAGGAACUCAGGGAAUCAAUUGAAAAAGAAAGGGCAGAAUUGCAAAAAUCAGGUAUUGAAAAGGAGGCAGAGCUUGAGUCUAAGCUAAUUGCCCAUGAGGAUAACAUCAGAAAGCAAUACGAAGAAAGAUAUGUAGAGCUAGAAAAGGUAUUACUUCAAUCCAUGUCUGUACGACAAAAGCACCUUGAAGAAGAGUGGAAUUUACGGUUCCAGAAGGAACAGGAAAGAUUGAAUCUCAAUGAUUUCGCAAGAAUUGAAUUUGAGGAUAAAACUCGUGAAUUCUUCCAAAAUCUAUUCGACAACAAGCAAGCUGCUUUGGAGGUACAAAUGAAUAAUGAGAAGGCCAAACUUGAAAAGGAAAGAGAUCUUCUUAACCAAGCAAUGUCGGACCGAAUGCAAGAAUUGAGGCAAGAAAAUAUGGCUUAUGAAGCUGAAAUCCGAGAGAAGUACAACAAACUUGUUGAAAAGGUUCAAGAUGACAUUUCUAUAAUGCUUAAAGAGCGAAUUGAGGCUGAAAAAAUUGAAUGGCAAACUAGAGAACAAGCAUUUGUUGAGAGGGAAGAAGAAAUGCACAAACAUAGAAUGAAAUCAGAGGAAGAAAUGAGACAAAAAUUCGAGCAGCUUCUUGACUUGGAGAAACAAAAAUCUAGAGAGAUUAUGGAGGCCUUCGAGAAUAAGAUAAACGAAGAGAGAUUCGCAGAAAAGCUGGAGUUAUCAGAAAAAGAGAAACACCUGGAGCAACAUAAGAUUAACUAUGAACAAGUGGUCAGAGAAAAGUACAACAUGAUAAUAGAGAAGGCUCAAAAUGAUUACAAGAAUAUGAUUGUAGAGGCUACCGAUAAAUUCAAUUCGGAGCAUGACAAACUUAUUUCUGAGUUUAUGAAGCGAAAGGAAGAACAAGAUUCACAUUUGUUGUUGCUACAGGAGCAGUACAGAAAGGAGAAUGAGGAUCAAAUCGUAAAAUUCCAAGCUAUGCACCUGGAAGUGCUAAACCAAAAGGAAGAACAAUUUAGAAAUGAACUUCAAAUUGUGAAUGAAGCAAUCAGAGAGAACAUUCUUGCUGCAGAUCUUUCCAGAAUUGAGUACGAGGAGUAUAUGAAGGAAAGAUUCGAGUUUUCUCUUAAGGAAGAGUUACAACGUAUCAAGUUAAUGGAAGACUCUAUUAGGGAAAGAAUGAGGCUUGACUUGGAGGAUAGAGACAGGCUUCGUAUUGAAGAGAAGAAAGCCCUAGACUCUGAAAAAGAACUUUUUGAACAAAGGACAAAGAUUAAAUACGAUAAAUUAUUAGAAGACCAAGAAAAGAGACAUAUGGAACGCCUCUCGCAAAUGCAAGUAUUGGUAGAAGAAGAAAGAGAAAAUUUAGACAAGAGAGAAUUGGAUCGAAAACAACAUCUACGAGAUCAAAUGACAGAAUUUGAGGAUAAAACUAGAAAGAUUUAUGAAGAUAAAAUGAAAAGCCUGGUUGAGGAUUAUGAAGGCAAGCUCCGACAAAAAGAUAAGGACCUGUCAGCAGAGAGGGACAAGCUCAAUGACGAAAUUCGAGAACACGAAACUCGUAUUACCCAAUUAGGACACGAGAUUGAGGAACAAAUGAAACAAAAGUAUGCCAAGCUUCUUGACCAAACAGAACAAAAUAUUAGGCGAGAAUAUUCUAUCACCGAAAUGCAACUCAGGUCAGAUAUGAACAAGAAGUUUGAUGAUUUAGUAAGAGAGGCUGAAAUGAACUCUAGAAUUGAACGUCAAAAGUACGAAGAAGAGCUUCAGGUUAGAUUUGAAUCUAGACUGAAUAGUAUUGACGAGCGAUGGAAGAACGAGAUUAAUAUUCUCAAGAAGAUGCAUGAAGAUGAAAUCAUAAAGAUUCAUAAUGAGUGCCGAGAUCAAAGGCUUGAGGAACAGAAACAAAGAAGUCAAUAUGAACUCUCUGUAAGAGAUCAGUACCAAAAGCAACAAAAAGAAUAUUACGAAGAGCAGCAACUACUUAUUGAUUCUAUUAGGAAAAGUGAAGAAGACCUGAGAAAUCAAUUACAACAACGUAUGGAAAUAGAAAUUGAAAAAGUGAAGGAUUCUAUUCAUGCCGAGAAGAUUGAUAUUGAAAAGAGUUAUGAUAGAAAAGUAGAUGCCAUCAAGAAAUCGUUUGAAUUAGAAGUUGCUGACAUCAAGAAACAAUAUCAAGAAAAGACGUCCAAUAUUGAACUUGGAAAAUUGGAAUAUGAGCAAAAAGUUAAGACGAAAUAUGACAAGCUAAUUGUAGAAAUGCAAGCAGCACUAGAUAAGAAACUCGAAGAAAGAAAUAAGGAAAUUGAAGAAAUUAAGAAGCAAAUACAGCAAGACAGAAUUAUUUAUGAACUUGCUGUUAGGGAGAAAUACAAUGAAUCUCUCAAAGAAAAAGAAAAACAAAUGGAAGACUUAUUAAAAGAAAGAGAAAAGUUACUUUUAGAGGAUGACCAACGACGAAAUCUCUCCUCUCUAGAAAAAGAGAGACGACUCGAACAAAUGAGAAUUGAAAAAGAAGAGGAAAUUAGAAUGAGAUUCGAAAAGCAAACGGAAGAAAUCAGAGAGUACUGCAAGCAUCAAAUCGAAGAAACAAUCAAACAACUUGAAGUUGAACGGGCCAAAAAAGAAGAAACAGAAAAGGAAAUUGUAAAACUGCAACAACUUUUAUCCAGUAUGCAACACAGUAUGGACCUUUGGAAAUUAGAAUAUCACAAAACAACUACCAACAAAUUCAAAAAGCUAAUGACAGAGGUGGAGCUAAAAGCAAAGAGAGAAAUGGAAGAAUUUGCUCGACAACAAUUAGAGGAUCAAGAAAGACUAUUAGCUCAAGAACUCAGACAGAAAGAAGAAGAACUUCGUAAGCAUAAACAAAAAGAAGAGGAACUGCAAUUAAUUGCCAUGGAACACCAACAACACAAGAUUCUAGAAGAACAAAAAGAAAAAGAGCUGUUGAAGGGCAAAGAAAAGCUCGAACAAUACCGUCAACGUUUGUCAGAGCUUUGGGCUGCCCUAGAAACCGAUCCUCAAGCAAAAGUCAAUUUUUUAUGGGAAGUUGAAUGCAAGUCAUCAUUUUCUCAAGAAGUAUUGAUUGCCUUCAAAAACGAAAUUAGCAAACUUACCGAUCAAUUGCCUCUCAUGGAAACCAUCAGUCGAAGAGAAUUCGUGAAACAAAGACUCAAAGAGACAAUCAAAGCCAAAGAUUCCAGGUCCCAUCAAGACCCCAAUCGAAUGAUUAAGGAAGAAAAACAACGUCACGAGCUUGAAAAAGAGCUAAAGAGGAUCAAUGAAGUUCUUUUGCAAACACUCUCAGAAUAUGAGCGCAAGUACAACAUUGAAUUUACUUACAAAGGGAGAAAUUACUUGGAUCUCAUGCAGAAAGAGCAGUAA
Messenger RNA from Naegleria lovaniensis, 8319 nucleotides. RefSeq lists its product as uncharacterized. Bases 1 to 8319 code for a protein of 2772 amino acids. The record is from RefSeq and is a predicted model, not a curated record. NCBI's taxonomy places the organism in Eukaryota, Heterolobosea, Eutetramitea, Acrasida, Naegleriidae. The transcript has a single exon.